This is a messenger RNA of Penicillium cosmopolitanum, 1443 nucleotides long. RefSeq names its product F-box domain protein. Bases 1 to 1443 code for a protein of 480 amino acids. The transcript is spliced from 2 exons. The record is from RefSeq and is a predicted model, not a curated record. NCBI's taxonomy places the organism in Eukaryota, Fungi, Ascomycota, Eurotiomycetes, Eurotiales, Aspergillaceae.
AUGGCCCAGUCCCGUCACAUUCAAGAUCUCGCCGAUGAGUUACUGAGCGAAGUGCUGUAUUUUCUGGUGCCAUCUCAACCUGGACCCGGCCCUGGAAUCCGUGCCCUAAAUGGCGGCAGCUAUAAGAACGGUGUCAAGCAAAACGGUAUCGAUCGCCGAUCAUUUGGGUUUGGAGAAGCUUCGGAUCUAGAUCGAUUCCGACUCGUCUGUAUACGGUUCAUGCGAAUUAGCACGCCGCGCAAGUUUUCGCAUUUCAACCUGCGCUUCUCCAAGGAGGGCUUCCGCCGGUUGGACGAGCUUCUCCAGAUGCAGUUGGCCUGCUACGUCAAAUCUAUGACCUACCUGGUGCGACCUUUUUAUCAAGGCAAUUCCUGGGCACCGAUUUUUCGUUCGUUCGCUGCGAAACAUGCAUUCCCCGCGAAGGUACAUCGGCGUCGGCUACGAGAGCAAAUAGACCUGGUCGGCAAUGGCACCGAUCUAUCACAUCUUCGCACGGCGAUCGGCUCGUUUCCCGCACUGCAACAACUGAAACUGCUCCGUGUGCAAGAUGGAGCAGAUGAACUCCUCAUUGAUUACCUAGACGUUCAUUCUCCCACAAAUGGCAGUAACAAUUCCCUAACUGCUACUCACUUCGGCUGGGAAGCCGCAUGUGCACGCGCAAUAAGAAACCUCGGAAUUUCAGUACUAGACUCCCAGCGCACAUCCAUCCGCUUCAUAGGGCCCCAAAUUAGUCCCGAGGCAACCCUCCAACUUCUCCACGCCCCAUCGGCAACUUUCGCCGCAGUGGGGCACCGAAUCACAAGUCUCGACAUUACCUUCCACUGCAAAUCGGACAUUUCGUCCACAAUGACCGAACUAUCGGACGUUUUUCGAAACUUCUUCCUUGAAGCAAAAAACCUUGUCGCAAUCCAUAUUGGCUUUCUUCCAAAACACCCCCUCUCCCUCACUCUCGACACAAUAUUCCACGGCAUCCAUUGGAAAACUCUCCGUAUGCUCAGUCUGCAAGGCUGGCACAUUACAGCACAGGAUCUCAAUUUGCUACUCCGUCGUCACCGUGCCCACCUCCGCGCUCUCCACCUAGCCUCCAUCUCCCUCCGAACUGGGAAGUGGGCCUCGGUACUGAACGUCCUCCGUCACGAAAUGGAACGUCUCAAUCGCUUUGAGUUGAGGGAAAUUGGAUACGACGCCGACUUGAUUUCUAUCGGUAUGGAAAUUAUCGAACCCGUUCCGCUCCCACCACAAUCCUCCUCUGCAGCAGCCCAAUGGUUAUCGGCGGACGAGUUGGGUGAUGAUGGUUUCCAUGUAAGCAAGGACCAGGAGCGGCAUUGGGAGACGUGGGUUCUUACUGGGAAGUGGCAGAAAGAGCUAGGGCAGGUUUCAGAUGGAUAUCAGAAUGGACAUGGACACGGCGAUGGGCCUAUAAAUACGACAGAACCAGAUUAA